Prorocentrum cordatum is the source of this 1189-nucleotide messenger RNA. The record is from the annotation of a GenBank genome assembly. Lineage: Eukaryota; Dinophyceae; Prorocentrales; Prorocentraceae.
GAGGCUGCGCUGGGCCGCGUGUUCGCGCUUCUUCCGGACGGGCGGCUCCUCCCGGCGCUGGAGGCGAAGACGUGGGCGGCCGAGGCGCCCUACAUCGGCACGGCUGCGAGUGGGAGCGCGCGCGCGGCGUGGCGGGCGACCUCGAGCGGCUGCGCGUCGUGGCCGGGGCCGCGGGCGCCGGGAGGUGGUGGCGCGCGGACGCCAGCGCCGAGGCCGCCGCCGAGAUGCUCGGGCGGCACGGCUUCUGCGUGCUGGACGGCUUCAUGCCGCCGCGCAGCGCGCUGGGCCUAUCGCGGGCCGCCCGGGCGGCGAGCGAAGGCGGCCAGAUGCGCGACGGGGUGCUCGGCGGCGGCGGCAGCCACGCUCGAGGCGACUCGGUGCUGUGGGCGAACACCACGGACCCAGCCGCCGCCAUGGCACAGGCGCACGGUGCCGCCAGAGGCUCGGGCGGGCCCGCGUCCGCGGCGGUGCCCGGGCUGGCGGAGCUCCUGCCGCUGGCGGACGCGCUGGUGGGCGACGUGCUGGCGCCGCGCCUCGCGCGGGCGCGGCCCGUCUCGACGAGGAGCCACGCGAUGCUGAGCUGCUACCCAGGGGCCGGGCGCCUGGCGCGGGGGAGGCCGUCGGGCUACCUGCGGCACGUCGACAACGACCGCUUGAUGCCGCGCGGCCGCGACAACGGCCGGGUGUUGACCGCGAUCCUGUACCUGAACGAGGACUGGCGGCCCGAGGACGCCGGGGCGCUCCGGCUGUUCGAGCGGGACCCCCCGCUGCAGGUGCUGCACGACGUGGCACCGCGGCUGAACCGCCUCGUCGUGUUCUGGUCCGACCUCGUGCCCCACGAGGUGCUUGCGCCCGCACGCGACCGCUUUGCCUGCACCAUCUGGUACAAGGACAGCCCCGCGGGACCCUCCUCCGUGCCCUUCGAGCUGGCGCCGGUGCGGCGGCAGCCCGGGGAGCUGGAAGCGCCCGCGCAGAGCGGCGGCGGCGGCGCGGCGCUCUUCCUGGACUGAGCCGGCCCACGCCCCACCCCCGAGCAACCCUCGAAAGUUGCGACCCUGCUGCUUCGUCUUGUUAAAUGCCCAGCAGCAGGCGGACACUCUCUUCCGAAGUCGGGACGUCGCACUCGCUGGCGGUAAUUACGGUUGAGUAAUACAAGCCAUAAAUUGCAUCACCUGCGUUGGGGCAGCGG